This is a messenger RNA of Hepatospora eriocheir, 291 nucleotides long. Lineage: Eukaryota; Fungi; Microsporidia; Hepatosporidae. The record is from the annotation of a GenBank genome assembly.
AUGAUAGAUAAGCAAAACAGUUUAAAAUUAGUUAAAGAUUGGAUUAAGAGUAACAAUUUAUACUAUACAGAUGGUAUAAAGUACGGAAUGGACCUUUUGUUGUAUUUAGAUGAUCCUGAUAAAGUACAUUCAACUUACGGAUUAAUUAUUUAUAAUGAACAGAUAACUUACGAAUAUUUAAUAGCUUUACAGAGGGUCUGUGCGAGUUGCAAAAAGGUUUUAUUAAUUGUAAAAGUUGGUGAAAAUGAAGAAUUAGAAUUUUUAUCAGUUAAAAGAUUUAAUAAUCUAUAA